Messenger RNA from Magallana angulata, 456 nucleotides. RefSeq lists its product as uncharacterized. NCBI's taxonomy places the organism in Eukaryota, Metazoa, Mollusca, Bivalvia, Ostreida, Ostreidae. The record is from RefSeq and is a predicted model, not a curated record. The coding region runs from base 1 to 366 and encodes 121 amino acids. The transcript is spliced from 4 exons.
AUGCAGAGUAUGUUAAUGCCAUUCCUCCUGUUCAUUGAGGCGUUCUUUCCGAUUGUGAUCAACUCUACAGUCCUUCGUCUGAGAGAAACAGAGGAAUGUCCUACAAACGAAACAUCAUGGAUGAAAAGCUCAGCAGUCUACGAAUGCCCUUAUCCCCAAGAGUAUCACUGUCUUCCUACUCUCUUUCUGAACGGGUCUGUGCAAGGCUGUCUUAACGUUACAGAAAUUAACCCAGGUUUCUGUACGAUCUACAACCCGUUUUUUGAGACUGCUCGCACCGAUGAUAAAAAUCCAUCCUGUCAGAAAAUCAAUCCUGUCGAAAAAUGUUACCUGGGCAACCCCAACUGUCCAAACAUUACCAGGUAAAUGUUGUAUUUGAUCACACUCACCGUAAAAAGGACUUAUAUAUACUGAGUUUUAUUGUUUGCUGACAGCACUCCUGGGAAAACCACAGGU